Teleopsis dalmanni is the source of this 1567-nucleotide messenger RNA. It is a transcript of the gene Lsd-1, whose product is annotated as lipid storage droplets surface-binding protein 1. Gene Ontology annotation, cellular component: cytosol; lipid droplet. The transcript is spliced from 7 exons. The coding region runs from base 38 to 1270 and encodes 410 amino acids. The record is from RefSeq and is a predicted model, not a curated record. NCBI's taxonomy places the organism in Eukaryota, Metazoa, Arthropoda, Insecta, Diptera, Diopsidae. Gene Ontology annotation, biological process: positive regulation of triglyceride storage; lipid storage.
AAAUAUUUUAAUAACCGAGUUUUAAAUAAUACAAAAAAUGGCAAACAUACCAAGCGGUAGUAAAUUUCAUUUGGAAGCUAUAGAUCGCAUCACUAGUAUUCCACUGGUGGAAAUGAGUUUCAAACGUGCUGAAAAUAUAUAUGAGAAAGUAAAGAAUAAUAAUCGUCUCUUCAGUUGGUACUUUGAAACAGCUGAAGCUACAAUUUUCGCUGCCUAUGAAUCUGUACAGCCAGCAGUUAAAUUAUUUGAGGCACCACUUAAACGCAUCGAUAAUGUAAUGUGCAAAAGUUUAGAUAUUUUGGAGCAAAGAAUUCCAUUGGUUUAUUUACCACCAGAAAUGGUAAGUAAAGAAAAAAUGUAUUGGAAUACUAAAGAAUAUAUGUCGGAUCACUUGGUGAGACCGGUAUUGAAACGUGCCGAUUCAAUGAAACAUAUUGGGAAUGCCGUUUUAGAAAGUCCAUUAACGACUUAUGCAGCUGAUCGUAUUGAUGGUGCAUUUACUGCUGGUGACAAAUUCGUUGAUAAAUAUUUAGUGCCGAUAAAUGGAGAUCAGGAUCAAGCUGAUACAACAAAUGAAGACACUGGAGCAGAGAACGAAAAAGGCGCCAUCAAGGCGAUUCAUCACGGUCAACGUUUCUCGCGAAAGCUGAAGCGUCGUUUGACACAAAGAACACUGGCUGAAGCGAGGGCAUUGAAAAAGCAAAGCAAAGAAGCAAUAAAUAUACUUAUAUAUGCAGCAGAAUUGAUUGCGACAGAUCCAAAAUUAGCAUUGCAAAAAAUUAAGGAACUAUGGGAAUAUUUAAGCAAGGACGAACCAGAAAAUCAAGCUCGUCCUACUACUUUGGAACAAUUAAUAGUUUUGUUAACGCGGGAGUCUGCUAGACGUGUAGUUCACUUGGUGAAUUUUAGUGCUAAUGUAGCUUCAAAUUUACCAAAGACUGUGGCCCAUACUACCACUGAAGUGAUACAUCACGUUAUUUAUUUCAAUAAUCGCAUAAUUAGCAUAACGAAAUUGGAUAAAGUAAAGACUAUGUCCAAAGAGGAAGCUGAAACUCUUUUUAAACGUAUGAUAACGUUUUAUGGCAAUUUUCAGGGAUUAACAAACGCUUAUCUGGAACGUUUGGCGUCUUUCCUUUCUGGACGUAUUGAGGCAGAAAAAGUUACUGGCGAUGCAACACAACCAAAUGCUUCCACAUCGUCUCAGAGAGCAAUUGAUUCCCAGGAAUAUAAUUUACCACCACCUCAUAAUAAUAUAAAUGGCGUUUAUUGAGAUAUAGAGUUUUUUAUAGCUGUCGUAGCUUUGUUUCUAAUUAUCGAAUUCUAUUUUUGCUUACAUAUUCGUACUAACUGAUAUAAAAUUAUAUAAUUAAUUUGAAAGUUAUUAGAAUUUUUUCUAAAAUCAUAUAUAAAAUUAUUAAAAAUAAAAUUUUUGAAAUACUUUUAAGCAAAUUUCAAAACGAAAGAACAAAUUUAGACAUUUAAAGAUUUUCACCGAUUUAAUUUUUAGUUGCCCAUACAUUACAUAGAUGUAUGACGAUAAUGUGAUUUAUACAUGUAAUAAGCAUUU